Messenger RNA from Cicer arietinum (chickpea), 613 nucleotides. RefSeq names its product ATP synthase subunit epsilon, mitochondrial. NCBI's taxonomy places the organism in Eukaryota, Viridiplantae, Streptophyta, Magnoliopsida, Fabales, Fabaceae. Gene Ontology annotation, cellular component: mitochondrial inner membrane. Gene Ontology annotation, molecular function: proton-transporting ATP synthase activity, rotational mechanism. Gene Ontology annotation, biological process: proton motive force-driven mitochondrial ATP synthesis. The record is from RefSeq and is a predicted model, not a curated record.
CCAAACAUAAAAGUCCAUAAAAUAAAUAGAGAAGAGUUGAUUUACCAGUAGCAGCAUCGAAUAAACUAUUCACAUUCAUUUUUCAGAGAACACACAGAGCGUAUCGUAUCAAAUCACCGAUCGAUCCAUGGCGUCAACCGGAGCAGUGCCGUUUUGGAGGGCAGCAGGGAUGACAUACAUAACAUACUCCAACAUUUGCGCCAAUCUCGUAAGGAAUUGUCUCAAAGAACCUCACAAAACCGAAGUUCUAUCUCGUGAGAAGGUUCAUUUCUCUCUCUCCAAAUGGGUUGAUGGAAAGGCUCAAAAACCUACUCUUCGUUCUGACGAUCAUUGAUUCGGAAUGGCUGGAAGCUAUGCCUGCAGAAAUAUUUGAAAUCUAUGGCUGGAGUUAAUUGUCAUUUUGAACCUUUCAGUGGUUUUUUUAUGUUUUCCAUUGUUCUUUUUCUGUCCAUGAUGUGGCACAUGCACUGAGUUUUGGAUUUGCAUGAUUAAUCUUGUAAUAAUUUAAGUUUGAACAUAUGGUUUUAAACUUAAUGACAAUGCCUUUGUGACUUCAAUCUGUUUGCCCAACAAAGUUGGGUCAUAAGUUUAUGAAAGAAUUUACAUUAUAAUA